GCUUCCGCCCGCCUGGGUCACGUGGCGAGGGCGCCACCACUGCCAUCAGCACUGUGGGCAGCUGGACUCGGCCGCCGCCGCGCUCCCGCCCACACCCGGGCCUCGUGCCCGCCCGGGUGGGCCUGGCACUAGCUUCUGCCCGCACACCGCGGCCACCCCCGCCGCCUUCCUAUCCCCCUCGGGCGUUGGGGGUCGCGCAGGGCGGGACAUGGGUGACCGGAAGUAGGAGCUGUGAGCGUCGCCGCCCGGGGCGCCGAGGCCCGAGGUGCCGUCGGGGCAGCCGGGACGCACGCAUGGAGAACGCUGGGCGCCCGGCUGCGCACCGACGGCUAACCCGGUCGCACGGGCUCUGCGGGGCGGGGGCUGUGCGGCACCGACCGGCCUCCUGGGACGCGGGAACAUGAGGCUAACCCCGGAGCCCGAUGAGGGCGAGGCGCGCGGUGCGCGGGCCUGUCCUGUUCGCGGGUGAACCGUGCGGAGCUCCGGGACUCGCCCGUCGUUGUCAGCGGCGGCAUGGUCUUCUGUCUGGAAAACGAGGAGCCGCGCCGCGCGCUGCGAAGCGCCAUGGUCCACUUCCAGGCCUCGGAAGUCCAGCAGCUGCUACACAACAAGUUCGUGGUCAUCUUGGGGGACUCAAUCCAGCGGGCCGUGUACAAGGACCUGGUGCUCCUGCUCCAGAAAGACUCACUGCUCACAGCUGCCCAGCUGAAGGCCAAGGGGGAACUGAGCUUUGAACAGGACCAGCUGGUGGCUGGGGGUCAGCUGGGCGAGCUGCACAACGGAACACAGUACCGGGAGGUCCGCCAGUUUUGCUCGGGUUCUGGCCACCACCUCGUGCGCUUCUACUUCCUCACCCGCGUUUACUCUGAGUACCUGGAGGGCGUCUUGGAGGAGCUGACAUAUGGGCCUGCUCCGGACCUGGUGAUCAUCAACUCCUGCCUCUGGGAUCUCUCCAGGUAUGGGCGCUACUCAAUGGAGAGCUACCGAGAGAACCUGGAACGGGUAUUUGUGCGAAUGGACCAGGUGUUGCCAGACUCCUGCCUGCUGGUGUGGAACAUGGCGAUGCCCCUGGGGGAGCGUGUCACUGGGGGUUUUCUUCUACCUGAGCUCCAGCCCCUGGCGGCCUCUCUGCGGCAGGAUGUGGUUGAAGGGAACUUCUACAGUGCCACGCUGGCUGGGGACCACUGCUUUGAUGUCCUGGACCUUCACUUUCAUUUCCGGCAUGCAGUACGGCACCGUCACCGGGAUGGUAUCCACUGGGACCAGCAUGCCCACCGCCACCUCUCACACUUGCUUCUAACCCACGUGGCUGAUGCCUGGGGCGUGGAGCUACCCAAGCGUGACUACUCCCCUGACCCGUGGAUUGAGGACUGGCCAGAGCCGGAUCAUCUGUUCCAGGGGAGCCAGGGGCAGCCCCCAGACUUCGGGGAGCAGCUGGCCUUGCCCCUCCCCCCGCCUUCUCCCUUGCCCCCUCCCAUGCCUUUUCCCUACCCCCUUCCUCAGCCCUCCCCACCUCCCCUGUUCCCACCCCUGCCCCAGGAUGCCCCUUUUUUCCCAGGCCAGCCCUUUCCACCCCAUGAAUUCUUCAAUUAUAAUCCAACGGAAGACUUCUCAGUGCCACCCCACUUAGGAUGUGGCCCUGGAGUGAACUUUGUGCCUGGCCCCCUGCCACCUCCAGUCCCUGGCCCUAUCCCCCACGGUCAGCACCGGGGCCCGAUGGUCCACCGGGGGAUGCCACGCUGUGUUCCCAACAGCCCCUACCAUGUACCACGGAUGGGGGGACCCUGCAGGCAGCGGCUCAGACACUCAGACAGACUGAUCUAUACAUACAAACUGGACAGACGGCCUCCUGCCCAUUCAGGGACAUGGCCUGGGUAGACUGGAACUUGGGCUGCGGCUGGAUGUGCCAUUGGUCCUGCAGGGCCUGCUUGCCACCCCAGGUGCUGGGCCAGUGUGUCUGCUAUGCCUGGUAUUGUUCUUGUCCAUUGCUGUCACCAAUAAAGGCAUGGAAGAACAGAGUGGCAUCUUCCUGUGUGAGGGAACGGGUCCCCAAACCAUGAUCUUAAGAGUUGGGGAGACUACCUCUGGACUCUUUCCAAUUUUGGACCUUUCACCUCAUACUAUGUAGAAAUCACUGAGUGCGUCCUUUCUGCUGUCUCACACACUCAUUUCCACCUUCACUAGAACACACACGUGUUUAACAAAGAUUCAGAAAAGGUU
Molecule: messenger RNA, 2220 nt
Organism: Hipposideros armiger (great roundleaf bat)
Lineage: Eukaryota; Metazoa; Chordata; Mammalia; Chiroptera; Hipposideridae
Gene: PCED1A
Product: PC-esterase domain containing 1A
Exons: 8
Coding region: 514-1878 (454 amino acids)
Source: RefSeq, a predicted model, not a curated record